CAAGAUUUCGCACCUCAGCGCUUUCGCUUUUCCUUAGCUAGUGUGUACUAUCCAACUUUUUUUAUCAUUUUCUCUUGUUCACGAUAAUUUUCAGUCGUGUUCUUUGUAUCGAGCGAUUUUUUUUUGCAAUACCUACUCGCAAAGUGUUCAGUUUUCGAGUAUAGUCUAGAAAGAAUAUAUCUAGUGUACGACUACGAGACAAAAAGCGAAACCACCAGCACCUUCGGCAUGGCUUCUUCAGGCAAGAUAAAGUCGUAUACGUUUGAGCAUGGGGCUUACGCGCUGCCCUUAUAUCAUUCGCUCAAGUACUCUGCCAACCCGGUCUGCGGCUUUCUGAUGGGGAGAAUAGAAGGUACAAUUUCAUGAAUUUGUUUUGUUAUGCCUCAUUCAUCGUGCGAACAUAAGUCAUUUUUUUUUCAAAGCUGACUUCCGGCGUCAGAAAAUCCGCGUGCCAGCACAGUGCCUUCUGUUUAUUUUGCAUCGCAUGGUGUUCUUCCUCUUCCUUCAUGUAUGCGUAAAUUUCCGAACCGAAUAUCCAGGUAACAACGCUGUCGUCUUCGAGCGCGCAGUGCCUUUCUCCCACACCCACGCGCUCUCCCCAACACUCAAGAUGGCGUGUCACUGUGCCGAAACGCUCUGUGCCGGCGGCGAGAAGAGUCUCGAGAUACUAGGGCUGUACGUCGCGAACGAUAUCAUACAGAAGACGGAGAGUUUGCACCCAUUGCACCGGAACAUCUACGAGAGGCUAGUGCAGAACAAUCCCGCAUCAAGCGUGUGGAUCAUAGACGCCAGCAGGCUAGAUAUCACAAGGAAAAAUUCCCCCUCCCCAUAUCAAAAGGAAGUUUAUGAUGCUGAAUUCGCGUGUACAAAUCAGGUUUGUGUUGCAGUAGAGGACUGCAGGCUCCUGCCAAGCCUGAGUAGAGAGGUUUUAGCCUAGGCGCUUAGCAUGAGAGCCGUCUGCGCUGUAGGUCCAACAGCAUCACAAACUUCUUGCAUAAUGCGGCAGAGCCUGUGGAGUUGUCUUCUUGCAAGACAGACGUGAUUUGUGGUCUCAAAUCAGCAAGACAAAUUUUCGGCGGCAUACCUUUUCGAUAUGGGGAGGGGGGAUUUUUCCGGACAAUACUAGAGCAGGAAGAAAUUUUCGCCUACCGAGGGUACACGGCCCCGCAGAGAGCCGGUAUUUAUAGGUUGCUCCGUCGGAGGAAGACCUGUUGCUUGGUUGAUGUUGAUGUGCAUUGCAAAUAUGUCUGGGUCUGGAAAGAUGCGAACUUGUGAUGCGCAUUUCACAACACAGACAAAUCUCUCAUGCAUAAGCAGCAAAAGGCGCCCAUUUCCUGUCACCAAAAUGGGGGAUUUGUCAUGCGGAUUAAGCAAUACGGAAGCUUCUCGAAAUCUGUGAUGCUAGGGUUUCCAUCACAGACAUUUUGUGUCAUGCAAAAACAGCAUGACAAAAAUCUGCAUUCUUCCAGACCCAGACAUUUUUGCAUUUGAUAGUUGACUGGAAAUUUUCUCCACUUACUAUGUCUAGUCUUCAGAUGGAUGAUUCUGAUUGCAUGGCAUCAUCCGUUGUGGGUGGCGCUUAAUACCAAAUGACUGAGAUACGACAUCAUGAAAAAAAAACAACAACAGGCGACCUCCAGCCAAUUAACGAGUCUGCGAUGAAAACGAAGGGUCCUGUGUGUCUGAUGGAGUCCACGAGAAAAAUGGAAUACCUCGCAGUGCAGGAUUUUGACGACCAUCUGCACGACCCAGAAAAGGACUGGACCAACAAGGAGCUCGUGGAAAAGCUGGCCAUGGUUUCUGCAUGAAAAUGAAUGCAGACCACUGCAUAUGCAAGAAAAAAACUGUGUAAGUGUAAAUCUGUGAUGCAGAAAAUGCAAAACAGUUACACUUGUCAUGCUCGACAUGCAUGAUCGGCUCGCUUCCUAUGUUGUUUUCCUUCCUAUCUGCGCAUCCUGUCAUGGCAGACAAACUUGUGAUGCUGUUUUCCCAAAAGACUUACGCUAACACAGUUUUUUUCUUGCAUACUGCACGACGGAAUGCGGACAAUGCGAAUCUUACUUUUAUUUCGCCUUUCUCCUGCUCGCGCACGACCGGUUCUACUACUUAAUACACUCUGAUGUAGUUGACAGGGGCUUGAAACGUUCCUCGUCUGCAACAUCUGGAUGAUUUUUUAGUUCUAGGCACCACUACAGCGACCGCGACUCCAACGACAAAGUAUUCUACCCAUUGAUGGCGUAGACAGUACUACAUGCGAUGCUACUUCUUCU
Molecule: messenger RNA, 2270 nt
Organism: Amoebophrya sp. A120
Lineage: Eukaryota; Dinophyceae; Syndiniales; Amoebophryaceae
Source: the annotation of a GenBank genome assembly